This is a messenger RNA of Medicago truncatula (barrel medic), 1526 nucleotides long. Its product is annotated as E3 ubiquitin-protein ligase ATL6. The coding region runs from base 133 to 1218 and encodes 361 amino acids. Lineage: Eukaryota; Viridiplantae; Streptophyta; Magnoliopsida; Fabales; Fabaceae. The record is from RefSeq and is a predicted model, not a curated record. The transcript has a single exon.
CAUUAAUCUUGAUACCCCCCACUCAAGCCAUUCACAUACAUCAUUUAAAAACCCCUCUCUUUAUUCAUUUCUCUUCUCCCCACUCACACACACUCUUUCUUUGUUUUUCAUCUCAAACAAACUUUGAACAUCAUGAAGAAAGAUCCAACCAAUUUAUUCAUCCUCUUUGGAAUCCUUCUUCUCUCAAUCACAAAAACCCAAUCCCAAGCUACUAACGAUAACCCCACAAAUCCAAAUUUCAACCAAGAAUUUAACCCUUCCUUCGCUAUAAUCAUAGUCAUUUUAGUAGCUGCUCUUUUUCUCAUGGGCUUUUUCUCCAUCUACAUCCGUCGCUGCUCCGAUUCACCUUCCUCCAACAACCUCCUUCUCCCCAUCACCAACGGCCGUAGAGCGGUGGCGCGUGGACUCGAUCCAUCAGUAAUCGAAACUUUCCCGAUUCUUGAAUACUCCGAAGUCAAGAUCCAUAAGAUCGGAAAAGAUGUUCUUGAGUGUGCCGUUUGUUUAAUGGAAUUCGAAGAUACUGAAACGCUGCGUUUGAUUCCAAAGUGUGAUCAUGUUUUUCACCCUGAGUGUAUUGACGAGUGGUUAUCUUCUCACACAACGUGUCCCGUUUGUCGCGCGAAUCUCGUUCCACAACCUGGUGACUCAGUUCACGGCGUUCCUGAGUCACAGCAACAAGACGUUGAAGCUCAAAACGACGCGGUUCAAUUACCGACGGAAUCUGACUCAGUAUUACUUGCUCCAGAAGUGAUUUCGUUGAAUAAAACACUGAACCGGAACCGUACGCGUGGAUCUCAAUCAAACCGGCCGCGUCGUUUUCCACGGUCUCACUCGACCGGACAUUCUUUAAUCCAACCGGGUGAAAACACGGACCGGUUCACUUUGAAACUGCCUAAUAAGGUUAGGAAACAGAUAAUGAGCCGGCAAUUGCAACGAGCGAGAAGUUUGAUUACGUUACCAAGAGAAAGUAGCUCAAGACAUGGCUACCGAACCGGAGGUGAAGGAAGUAAUAGAGGAAAAAGUUUGAGGCGGUUGGACCUGAGUUUUAAAUCAGACCGGUGGAUAUUUAAUAGAGCACCGUCGUUUUUAGCAAGGGCAUUGUCGUUUAGGUCUCCAAAGCCAAAAGUCAAUAAUAGCGAUGAUGAUGAAGGAACUUCUUCUGCAGCUGCUCCUAUCAUGCCAUCCUCUGCUGUUGACUCUGCACGCCCUCAGAUUUGACCUUUCUUUUCACUGUCUUUGUUUUAUUUUUUCCAAUUUCUGAAUUUGUACAGAUUAUAUAAUAAGAUAAGAUAGCAUGGUACGCAUUCUUUUGUUGCCCAAUUUGGAAAGAACUGGAUUAAUUAAUGAUCUAUAAAGGUAGAGAGUAGAGACACACUUGAUCAAUCUUAAUCUAUUUGUGAGAUCAAGUUUGUGAGCUGGUACUUGGACAUAGACCAUGUUCAAUUUAUCAUUUUGAGGUUUUGAGCAUUUUAAUACACAAAAAAGUGUAAAUGUUUGAGAGAACCGUAAGAAAGAGAAUGUCUAUA